Molecule: messenger RNA, 2329 nt
Organism: Pungitius pungitius (ninespine stickleback)
Lineage: Eukaryota; Metazoa; Chordata; Actinopteri; Perciformes; Gasterosteidae
Gene: fnta
Product: farnesyltransferase, CAAX box, alpha
Exons: 9
Coding region: 131-1255 (374 amino acids)
Biological process (GO): protein geranylgeranylation; protein farnesylation
Cellular component (GO): cytoplasm; CAAX-protein geranylgeranyltransferase complex; protein farnesyltransferase complex
Molecular function (GO): protein farnesyltransferase activity; CAAX-protein geranylgeranyltransferase activity
Source: RefSeq, a predicted model, not a curated record
UCCAGCCGUCGUUUAUCUCGGGGAGACUCAUAUUUCCCACAGUACGUAAAGGCAUCUUUCUGCUACCCCGGAUGUUACGUCUUCCUCUUUCCUCUACUACUGCCGAUUAAGCUAACGUAACAAAUUAGCAAUGUCUGGUGUCGAGGAAAUUUCAAGGGAAUCUGUAGAAGUCAAAGAAGAUGGAGAAAUUGAUUUAGAGGCUGAAGACCGAAUCGGCGAUGAUUACUUUCUGGACCCGACUCGAUAUAUAUUUUACAAAGACCGAAAGGAGUGGGCUGAUCUGGAGCCUGUUCCUCAGGAUGACGGACCGAAUCCUGUUGUGAAGAUCGCCUACUCAGAAAAGUUCUCGGAUGUGUAUGACUAUUUCCGUGCACUGCUGAAGAAUGACGAGAGAAGCAAUCGGGCUUUCGCCUUGACAGCAGAUGCCAUUGAGCUGAAUGCUGCUAAUUACACAGUCUGGCACUACAGGCGAGUAUUGCUGCAAGCUCUUUCAAAGGACCUGCGGGAGGAGAUGAGGUACAUUACCGCCAUCAUUGAGGAGCAACCCAAAAACUACCAAGUCUGGCAUCACAGACGUAUGGUGGUAGAGUGGUUGAAUGACCCCUCGGAGGAGUUGGAGUUCAUUGCGGACAUUCUCAGCCAAGAUGCAAAGAACUACCACGCGUGGCAGCACAGACAGUGGGUCAUCCAGGAGUUUAAAUUGUGGGACAAUGAGCUGGAGUUUGUGGAGAGUCUCCUGGAAGAAGAUGUAAGGAAUAACUCUGCAUGGAACCAAAGGCAUUUUGUCAUCUCUCACACAACCGGCUUCUCUGAUCCGGCCGUAGUGGAGAGAGAGAUUCAGUAUUCUCUGAUCCAAAUCAAGAAGGCCCCCCACAAUGAAAGUGCAUGGAACUAUUUGAAGGGGAUGCUGCAAGACCAAGGUCUGUCGUCUCCGCCAAGUCUCCUGGAGAGGGUCCUUGAGCUGAAGGAAACCCACUGUUCACCUUAUCUUCUUGCAUUUCUGUUUGAUUGCUACGAGGACGUCUUAGAGAACAGCAAUAAAAAGGAUAAUACGUUGGGAGGGGACAGAAAGGAAACAUUAAGAAAGGCUCUAGACAUUUGUCAACUGUUGGCACAGGAGAAGGACACCAUCCGUAGGGAGUACUGGCUGUUUUUGGGACGUUCUUUGAAGAACAAAUGCUGUGGCCUCUCUGAACCGAUGGCGGAUGAAUUUGAACCAUCAGGCCAAGCAUCCGAGCAGCAGGAGAACAGUUAGACCACCACGAGGCUCACACCUCUUCCACGCCGACCCUGUCAACAGAACACCCCUAACCCCCCCCAAUGCAGUUUGGUAUUACUCAACACUGCUAUUCUGCAUUUUGCUGAGGACGUUGCUUAAAAUUGCCACUAACAUGAGCUUGGGAUGAUAUUAAACAGAUUGUAACCCUAUAGAAUAGAGGAGUGGAUUAUGUGUCAGCUAUUUAUCACCAGAGCUAGGACAAGUAAACUGGGGGUGUGAAGGUCAUUUAGCCGAGUCAUCUUGUGGAUGUUUUAAUCUGAUAGCAUCGCUCUUUUUGUUCAUUACCUAUAAACCAGUAUUUGACAGCAGGUGGCCUAUAGCGUAGCGAUAAACCCUCGGUUCGUGGGUGUUUCGUGCACACUUAAUGUCUGAUUAUUGGUAGGUACACAUUUUAUGUUUAUCUGUUUAGAGAAAGAAAGAAAUCCAUAUUAAUUGGAGUUUUGUGACCGGUUCUUGUAUUCUGCUAAUGGACGGUUGUUUGCUUUUGCAAAUAUUUCAGAAUGUACUCUUCGUGGUAUCUUGACUCCAAAUAAGACGUUAAUCGAAACGCGUAAAACCUUCAUUUUGAUUUGUGAAUGCAGCAGGAAGCUUCCUGAACCAUAAGAAUAAAACAUUCUUGUAAUGCUAAAAGUGGUUUGUUAAACUAUUCAUUUGGGAUGAUCUGCAGAUCGAUGAGUCACUCAUCGUCCCUUUCUCAGUUGCUCUAAAUGAGCCACUUUUCUCACUAUUGGCCCAGUUGGUUCUGUUUGAACCGCUGAGCUGUGCUGCAUAAAGCACAUGCAUUGACACUUGCAGCCUCAUGUCCUGGACUCCCUUGGAGCUAGGAAAUGGAUUUACUCCACUAAAUGCAGCUGUUUCUACUUCUGCUGACACUACAACACAAUCCAUGCCUCCAGUCUCUAACCAAGCAGUCGGUGUGCCAGCAGUGUGUAAUUACAGCUUCUCUUCAUACUCCGUAUUAGAGCAGCACCGCUCGCUUUUCCCCCCUCAGAGUGGAGGACACUGAUUGGCGCGAUCACGUCAGCAGCAGUGAUGACGUGACUGAGCCGU